CACGAUUACUCGAGUUUAUUAAAUAAAUGCAAAAUUCGUCUUUCCUAUCCCCCAAAAAUUUAUUAAAUAAACACAAAAUUCAUCUUGCUAUCACAAAUACUUAAAAACCUAGCUCUCUUGAUUGUGCUUUAUUCUUUGGUCCAGGGUCGGUAAAAUCCUGCCCUACUCUUUUCGACCCGAAUACGAAUCAUUCCAACGGACCGCAGGCCUACUCUUCAGUUGUCUCCACCAUCGCGGCGGCGAUUUUUGGUUACCCUCUAGUUAUCGGUUAACGCAUCACCGCCGCGAAUCACAAUGGUCGAGUCCUCCUCAGUCGGGGGAGCGUCGCUCCCUUCAGGCCCUGAUGGGAGAAAACGCCGUGUGUCGUACUUUUACGAACCCUCAAUCGGCGACUACUACUACGGCCAAGGUCACCCAAUGAAACCCCAUCGCAUCCGCAUGGCCCACAACCUCAUCGUGCAUUACUCCCUUCACCGUCGCAUGGAGAUCGUCCGUCCGUUUCCCGCUGGCCCAGAAGACAUCCGACGGUUCCACUCCGACGAUUAUGUAGACUUUCUAGCUUCUGUCACUCCGGAUACCCUUCAUGACCACACUCAUGCUCGCCACCUCAAGCGGUUCAACGUUGGAGAGGAUUGCCCAGUUUUUGAUGGUAUUUUUGAGUUUUGCCAAGCGUCUUCAGGUGGAUCCAUCGGAGCCGCUGUUAAGCUUAACCGGCAAGACGCCGACAUUGCGAUAAAUUGGGCCGGAGGGUUACAUCACGCGAAGAAGUCCGAAGCUUCAGGGUUUUGUUAUGUUAAUGAUAUUGUUUUGGGUAUUCUUGAGCUUCUUAAAGUCCACAGGCGUGUGCUAUAUGUAGAUAUCGACAUCCACCAUGGAGACGGGGUUGAAGAAGCUUUCUUCACCACUGACAGAGUAAUGACAGUCUCAUUUCAUAAAUUUGGUGACUUUUUCCCUGGAACUGGACACAUCAAAGACAUUGGCGCACAUCAGGGAAAGUACUACGCCCUAAACGUGCCUUUGAAUGAUGGAAUGGAUGAUGAUAGCUUUCGUGGUCUAUUUAGACCAAUUCUUCACAAAGUUAUGGAGGUUUAUCAGCCUGAUGCAGUGGUUCUUCAAUGUGGGGCAGAUUCAUUGGCUGGUGAUAGAUUAGGAGGUGGUGGUUAUACAAUCCGCAAUGUGGCCCGAUGUUGGUGUUAUGAGACAGCAGUUGCUGUUGGGGUUGAACCUGAAAAUAAGCUGCCUUACAAUGAAUAUUAUGAGUAUUUUGGACCUGAUUACACGCUUCAUGUUGAGCCAAGUCCUCUUGACAAUCAAAACACUCCUAAAGAUUUGGAGAAAAUAAGGAACAUGCUGCUGGAGCAACUAUCAAGGUUACCACAUUCUCCUAGUGUCCCGUUUCAGACAACGCCACCUGUCACAGAAGUUCCCGAAGAGCCAGAAGAGCCCAUGGAGAAACGGGCAAAGCCACGCAUAUGGAGUGGUCAGGAAUAUGAUUCAGAUGUUGAUGAAGAAGAAAAGCCUCGGCGACAAAGCUUCAAUGCAAAUCAUAUCAAUCCAAGGGAUCAUGCAAGGGGAAACAUAAAAGAUGAAGAUAUGUCGGAUAGGGAUGCUCCCUCAUGAGUUGUUUUCUGCAACACAACAAAAACUAUGAAGUUGCUAUUAGAUUGCUUUCAAGUAGAAAAAAAAAAAAAAAAAAAAAAAAAAAAAAAACUUAGAAGAGUAAUAGUCAAAAUGCUUACUUUUUUUUUUGUAAAUUGUUGGUUUAAUUGUAUGAGAAUGGCAUACAUGGAUGUGUUUUAGACUGCUUUUGUUCUUCCAAGUUUAUGUUUUAUAGGUGUGGAUCUUAGCUCUAAAUAUGUGUGGAUUAUUUUGAGACAAAAAAAUGCUGCUAGAUUGUUUCAAUUUCUAAUAUGUUCAUUGAAGUUUAAAAAUAAACAAAUUUUUUGUAAAAAGUUUCAUCUA
Messenger RNA from Lactuca saligna, 1962 nucleotides. The record is from the annotation of a GenBank genome assembly. NCBI's taxonomy places the organism in Eukaryota, Viridiplantae, Streptophyta, Magnoliopsida, Asterales, Asteraceae.